Molecule: messenger RNA, 2010 nt
Organism: Rhizoctonia solani
Lineage: Eukaryota; Fungi; Basidiomycota; Agaricomycetes; Cantharellales; Ceratobasidiaceae
Product: Vacuolar sorting 38 and autophagy-related subunit 14
Exons: 7
Coding region: 1-2010 (669 amino acids)
Biological process (GO): SNARE complex assembly
Cellular component (GO): endosome; lytic vacuole
Molecular function (GO): SNARE binding
Source: RefSeq, a predicted model, not a curated record
AUGUCCUCGAGACUUGUUGAGACCUUUGUAACCCUAUCAGUUCCAGAAUUGGUCAACGAACGAACGCCAAACCGGAACGGAGGCACUCUCAAUUCACCAACUUCCCCUACAUCUCCCGAGCGCUCACCCACACGGGGCCAGUUGCCGAAAAACCCCAUUGUCGAACAGGAUUACCAACCCAAGCAUUCACCCCAGCUCUCGACUUCGUCUUUGGACCUGCACGGAGAGACAAGUGGUGUUAAAGUCACACUUAAACGCGCCGGCUCUACCCGUAAAUCCAAUGGACCCACAGCAAAUGGAUCUGCCAGAACUCCCUCAAUUUCUUCUCCUAAAUCGAUCAACUUCCCUCGUACGCCAUCUCCGCCAUCAACACGAUCGGCGUCUCCCGCUCGUUCUGUUGCGGAGGAUCGACAAGCCACCAUCCCCUUUUUCAUUUCGUCAAUUCAUAGGCCUUCAACUAAUCCCUCUUGGACGGAUCUGGAUGCAAAUGGAGAUUUUGCCGACUGGGUUGAUCGUCAGCAGAACCGGGUCACUGUUGCUCUCUGGGGCCGAGUUGACGAAUGUUCUGCUUCAGCUUGGUCUAAUCUCAAAGGGAAAGACAAGGAUAUCGGCUCCGAUGAGACGAAUAAUGCUAAUUGGAAAGUGUUGGUCGAGUGGGAUGUACAAAUGGAUAGGCUGGAAAAGGUUGAAACAACUGUCCUUGAUCAUCUUGACAUUUUACCCUCCAACACUCUACUGUUUUCUCUCGCUCCGUCUGGCGAUUUGUAUUUUCUACCACCUAAUUCGCCUUCGCGUCCAUCUUCCCCAGCCGCCUAUGCUUCCGAUUCGGAGCUUGCUACUACAACUCUCAAAACCAAGCCACCUACACGAAGCGAGAUUCUUCAACACAGUCGUCGAGAAACGCGUAUGAAACAGAGCGCGACCUGGGCCGACGUGGUGAAAUUAGCCAACCUGUAUGCGGUAGUCAGAGACACCCAAACAUCGCUUGAUGAGGUGUUACGCAAUACAAAUGACCUGAUCGAGCAAGUGGGCCCAAAUGUGUUGACAAGGGAAAUCGGCGAGAGGGAAGAACACCUCAGGACUCUCAGACAAGAAGUUGCUACCGCUAAAAGGGGAUGUGCCGCAUCCUCUAAGGAGAUACAGAGUCGGAUUGAGCAGCUCCGGGCCCGGCGCGAGGCGUUGAGGGCUGCAACUGACAUUUAUGAUCAGGACGUUCAAGCCAAUGAUGAGAAGUCUGACGAAGUUAAUUCCGCCAGCGCCACUUAUCUCGCAAUACACAACGCCCUCGCGCCUCGCCGAACGACCCUGUGCCACACUCUCGACUUUAUAUUCCCUAUUGAACCCGACGCUGAGCGCGCUGCGGACCUGGUUUUCACUAUCCUGGAUGUCCCUCUUCCUGUGCCAGUUGCGCCAUCGGAUCCAGCUCCACCACUCAACAACGAGGAGGCGGUAUCCGCUGCCCUGGGUUACGCGGCGCACGUUGUGGCCUUGCUUAGGACUCCGUGCUGCGGACCUCAGGCACACCCUGCCGAACCUCAAAACCUAAUGCUUAUACUCACCCAUAAUUCUCAAUCAUCGCCACCUGAUACUGUCGAAGUUCCAAUCCUACCUCCCGCUCCCUCCGUAGAAGAUACCGCCGAAACUCCAAGAGCUUUAUCGCCGACUCCCACUGAGACCCCUCAGAAUCCAGCACCAAGUCGCAGUAGCUUUCUAUCACCUCUAACGGCCAUUCUACGAAGGUCUAGUCGACCCAAAGUUAUUGUGGAUACUAUUGAGCCGGCAGAAUCGUCGGAAGCACGCACGCCAACGGCACCAAAGACUCCAGAGACUGCACGUCCCGAAAACUCACCUAGUGCCUUGAGUGGUAGCAGCAAUUCCAGCACUGGCGAAGUUGAAUCAAACGGAGUUGAAGCCAAAGGUGAUUCACCUUCACAUGGUCUUGAGAAACUCGUCGAUAAAACACCGGUAGGAGAGCCUCCUGCAUCUCCAUUAUCACACACAAUUACCUAG